Marmota flaviventris (yellow-bellied marmot) is the source of this 1341-nucleotide messenger RNA. RefSeq names its product SH2 domain containing 7 (gene Sh2d7). NCBI's taxonomy places the organism in Eukaryota, Metazoa, Chordata, Mammalia, Rodentia, Sciuridae. The record is from RefSeq and is a predicted model, not a curated record. Gene Ontology annotation, cellular component: cytoplasm.
AUGGAGGGAAGCCUGAAGCAGCUCAGCCUGGGGAGGGAGACUGAGGAAACAAGGGACAGCCAGGCCCUGGCUGAGCUCCAGGAACUAGCCAUGAAAUGGUUCAUGGAGACCCAAGCCCCCUUCAUCCUGCAGAAUGGGGCCCUGCCCCCCUGGUUUCAUGGAUUCAUCACCCGCAAGCAGACGGAGCAGCUACUCAGGGACAAAGCUCUCGGUUCCUUCCUCAUCCGCCUCAGUGACAGGGCUGCCGGCUACAUCUUGUCCUACAGGGGCAGCGAUCGCUGCCGGCAUUUUGUUAUCAACCAGCUCCGAAACCGUCGCUACCUCAUCUCGGGUGACACCCUCAGCCACAGCACCCUGGCCGAGCUGGUGCGCCAUUACCAGGAAGUGCAGCUCGAGCCCUUUGGGGAGACCUUGGCUGCUGCCUGCCCCCGGCCAGAGGACAAUGAUCUGUAUGAUGCUAUCACCCUGGGCCUCCACCAGACCAACCUGGAAAAUCCACCUGCAUCCCCCACAGUGGUCCCCAACAAGGCUGCCAGCCCCUGCCCCUCUGCAAAGCCACAGGUCUCCUUCCUCCACACAAAGAAGAGCCUGGAUGUGAGUCCCUGGAACCCCUCCAAGGAGGAAAGCACGGAGACCCCCACCAAGGUACCCCCCCUCCCUGAGAGGAGUACCUCCCUCCUGGAUGAGUCUUUUUCAGGCCCCAGUGACAUCAUCUACGCAGACCUGAAGAAGAUGAACCAGGCACGGCUAGGCCCGGGCACAGAAGCAUCCAGCAGGCAUGGGUCAAUUCCAGCUAGCAGCCAGGCCUGCUCCCUAGGCAGGGAGGUUCUGAAGAGACCUUCAGAUGGAGACCAGAAUAGACCUGAUGGCCCAGGGCCUGCCCUCUCUGGGGUGAGUCCCGACCAGGGCUCUACAAUGUCUUCCACAUCCUGGGGGUUUCUCCUGGCCCCCAGUUCUGAGGCCCUGGGAUCUCGGGCUGCUACCUGGAGGCAGGGGUUUCUGAAACAAGGUCACGAGGCUCAGUCCUGCUCCCAGGGCAGCUCUGCAGAUUCCUAUGAGCUUGUUGGGACAGCAGACCAAGGAGGCAGUCCUUAUGAGCAGAUUCCAGCUUGUUGGAGUGGCCCAGCUAGGCCUCCACAUCCUGGGGCCAGUCCCACAUAUAGCAAACUGUCAAGGCCUGCGGACUGUAGCUAUGAGAAGAUCUUGGGGACCCCAGAGCUCCCAGAGCCUGGGAACACCUAUGAGCAAAUCCCAGCAGCCAAGAGCAAGGAGUCUGGACGAACACACAAGCCUGACAAGCUCCGGAGGCUGUUCUUCGCAGACAAGAAGGCUAAAUUCUGA